Molecule: messenger RNA, 6098 nt
Organism: Anguilla rostrata (American eel)
Lineage: Eukaryota; Metazoa; Chordata; Actinopteri; Anguilliformes; Anguillidae
Product: dendritic cell-specific transmembrane protein
Exons: 4
Coding region: 210-1658 (482 amino acids)
Cellular component (GO): membrane
Source: RefSeq, a predicted model, not a curated record
UCAGGCUCAUUGUGGUGCAUAGGAUAUGACUACAAGGCUGACUACUAAAUCGUGAUGUGUGACUUUGAGGAAGUUUUGUGGUUUUUCAGCCAUGAGAAGAAAAAGAACGAGACACAAGUUGUUCUCUAAUGAAAAAGGACACGAAGAGUGUGUCAGGUUUGGUGCUUCAAAUUCAAGAGCUGUAAUUCAAUUAAAUACCUGUCUCCAAAAUGGAAACGGGAAGCAAAAGAUGGAGACAGCACUUAGUGCAAGCCUGGUUUGCCAUUGCAUUGCUUUACACAUCUGGCCACAGGAAAGGCUGGAGAAAAAACAUCCUUCACUUCAGUGUCUGUUUCAUCAUCAGCCUUGUUUUCAACACCUUCCUCUUCCUGUCUCUCCGUUAUUCUCUGAAGUAUGGUGUGGUGCUCUCGGGUGCCAUUGCAGGCACAUGUGUGGCUGUCGUGACCACUGUGCUGUUCUUCUCCAAACGCGUUCGCUGCUUUGGGAUUCUGUUCCUGAUCUCCUGUGGCAUGCAGCAAGGAAGGAACCUGCUCAUAACUGCAGGAACCGGCCUGGUGGUCUUCCGGAAUGUUCAAAACACAUUUGGCAACCUUAAAGAACUGGCCAGAAGCAUGCAAUGUAACCUGGAGAAAAAGAGUCUUAACAUUGACUUCACACCGCUCAGCAAUUACAUUAACAUCUUAAAAUGGGUUGCUGACCAACUCAAAGGGUUCACAGACUUUGGGGUGGUCAAAUUUACCUCUGAAUUUAACGUCGCUCACAAGACCGACUCAAAGGAGUUCCGGGAGAAACUUCAACAAGCACGCCGGGCGCUCAACGAAACAGCAGAAAACAUGCUAUUUGUCAUGAACACUGUAUCGUCUGUGUGUCAGAAUGUGUUCCCUGCCCUGGGUACGAUUCUGCUGUUCGUCUUCACAGCAUUGUACCUGAGAAAGUAUUUCUACAACAGCAAGUUUCAGAACACCUUCAUCACCGGCAAGUUCAUUCAGUAUGACGAGAAGCAAAAGGCCGAGGGCAAGCCUCACGUCCUUCCCCUGACAAAGAAGGAAGUCAAGCGCUACAUCGCCAUUCCAUCACCUCGUCUGUCAAUCAAGGAAGGGAAAGUGAUGCUGAAGUUCUGCAUUCCGGUUCUCACUAAUCUCCUCAUCUGGGUUUUAUUAAUUGGUGUCGACGGCCUUCUCUACUGGUUUGUUUUAAUCAUCAGAAAGCACCUUGAACAGAUAGAGCCAUUCCAUGUUCCUUUGGUGAUGAGUGUGAGCAAAGAGGUAUCUAUUGCUGGCAUCACUAUCACAGAAGUCCCUAAAAGGAAGGAGGAUUUCUCUUUCUCUGUGGCCCUGUUUGAGAAGGAGUGUCUCCCCGAGCCCAGGCUUCUGCUCUAUCAGUCCGUCGUUCCGCUGGCCGUCAUUCUCAUCUUCCUGGUAGUCCUGGGGCUCCUCUCUGGCAAACUCACACAGCUGAAGCUGCUCGUGUCCGCGGAGUUCUACGGCGAAAACGCAGACAAGAGGGUUCAGUACCUGCAUGCCAAAAUUCUCCGGGGGAGAUCGAAGACUAAGUUAAAUGACCCAAGAAGUGCUCUGAAAACACUUUUGAAAAAGACAAGCUUCUGGUUCCCGAUAUUUUUUCGCCACCAAAAGGAUGACACUGUACAACUAACCUGACUUGAAGAUGAAUUGAAAAGUUGGCAGUUUGGUGUCCCUGUUGGAUGUGGGCUUGUAUUUCAGUUGACUUCAUAAUAAUUAAUACAACGGGUUUCAGAUUUUCCCAAACUUUUCUUCACUUUGAUUUGGAAAUUGAAACCAUAGCACUGGAAUGAUCCCAUUGCUGAAAAGUACCAUAUCUAUAAUGGAAAAAUUAGACUAGAAUGUGCAUCAUCUGUAACACCCGAAGCCCGCUGAUCACUUCUUUUUCGCUUAGCAGUCUGGGAGCAGAGCUGCCCGUGCUACUUUGCCAGAAGGCUGUGUAUUUGUCUGCGCCAUAAGAGCUUAAUCAGCCAGAGGAGGCGCUAAGGAGAGAUGAGGCUAGGGAUACCUUGCCGAUUACAUACAGUAGUAUACAAUAUAGGUUAUACAGCAAUGCAGUAGUUUGGCUAACUUCUCACUCUAAUGUAGCAUAGCUCCUGCCAACUUCAGAGAUAAGCUUUGCAAAGAUUCCAGUUGACAUUUACUAUUUUCGACACGUCACGAUGUGGUAGUCCACAUACAGAUCACUCUGUUGUGGCACUUCAGUUUUCAGCAUUGUAAAAUCAACCUUAUUCCAUGCAUGUACAGUUUAUCGUCUUUGCGUUUAGAGGCGCUUUUGGGCUGAAUUUACAAGGGACCCCAUCGUGUAUAAAUCAGUUAUAAGAAGUGUACAGUGGAUAUAAAAUAAAUACUUAUUAGAAUGCGAAAGUGGCUUGUUCUGGUGUUUUCUGUGGUAUGUCAUAGAAUGGUAAAGGGCCUGUGAUAGUGCAAUGCUCUAGGCUGUUUUCUUACACUUAAGAGGCACAUGACUACUUCCUCAGAAAGAAUGUGGAAAUCUACCACAGAGAAUUUGAAGUAGGCUAGUCAGUGUUGCAAUCAGGAGAAAUAAAAAACUGAAAUGGGAAGUGUGAUUUACUCUAUGUCUCAUUAUUACAAAUUUCCAGUCCAUUUAUACUAUUAAUGUUUGCAAACAUAUAAGGGGGAAAAGUUCAGAGAAUGUAUUGUGAACAAUUUAUAAAUAGAACAUCUAGGAAAACCAUCUUAAGAAUUAAGAAAGAAAUACACAGCUAAGGUGAUGUCAUAAACUUCUGACAGUAUUUUGUGGGUGAAACAUGACCAUCCCCAACGGCACAUGCUUAGGUUUUUCAUUGGUUUCUAGAUCUAGUCAAAAUACAUUUCUUGUAAAGUAUAGGUUAGCUGACAUAUAUUUUGACUUCAUUAGGCCCAUUAGUGCAUUAUUUGGGGAGGUAAGGAAUGAUACAGUAAGUUUUAAAAAUGGGGAAUUACAGUCAGGUCCAUAAAUAUUUGGACAUUGACAAAGUUAUUGUUAUUUUUUACAGUAGAUAUUUUAAAGAAAAUUAAAAUGCAAUAAAAGUCUUUUUUGGGGGUAAAUAUUUACCACCUUUGCACACAGUUUGAGAGUGAUGUUUUCCCAUUCUUCUUGCCAGAUUUGCGCCAGGUUGGUUGGAUGAUGCUUGCAGAAUUCAAUUUUCAAACAGAGCUGCGUAUUUAUGAUGUGACUGAGAUCAGGACUUUGACUGGGCCAUUCCCCAUUAUUUUACAUUGGCCUUGUUCUUAGAAUUAUUGUCUGCUGAUAGGUGAACUUUCUCCAAAGCUUCAGUAUUAUAGCUGACUGAAGCAGGUUCUCUUGCAGUUUUUCUCUGUAUUUUGAUUUUAAAAUUGUUUUUCUUUUCCCGACUUCCUCCGUUAUUUGUAACACUGAAUGAUUUCUGACCUUUAGACAAAAUGUACCUGAAUGAACACAAGACACUCUUUAAAGUAUUAUUUCAUUUAUUCAAUUAAAAAGUAAUCAAACAGCCAUAUCACCCAUGUGAAAUGGUAAUUGCCUCCUUUAACUUGAUUAAUGAUUGCAUCACCUUUAGCUGUCAUGGUUCUGGGGUGUAGUGGCCUUGUGCUGCCACUAGAAGGCACCUGGCCUUUGAGAAGUUCUUAAUUUGUUCCAGGUGUCUGAUUUCCCAAUUAUUUUCACCUGGGGAGGUGCCUUUAUAAGCACUGACAGAACAGCCAUCUGCGCUUUUGUGUAAAAUCCUGUUAAACACAAAGCCGGUAUGGUAGAGGUAUAGGUGCUCGGUGGACGGUUUACUGAACUGUGUUGUGGUUGGUUCUGUGUCCUCUUAAGGCGAGUCAGUCUCUUAGCGCAGUGAGCGCAUUCUGACACCUUAAGAGCAUUUAUACUUUUAUUUUGAGCUCCUGUGAGCCGGUGGGUAUCGGGACGUUGUCCCGGGUAAUGUAUUUUGUUUGUGUUUUUCUGAGCUGCGUCUCAGGGUUUUCUUUUCGCUGAGUAAGUUUUGCUACUCAGUUGUCUUUUCAUUUGAGACCUGUUUUGGGUUUGGUACCAGAGCUUCGCCUCUGUACCACUGGUCCUUUUCUUUUUUCGCCCUGGUUUUCACGGGUCGCUUUUGGUUUCGCGAGCCAGUUUUACGGCUGGACAAGGGGGUCCUUCGGGGUGGUUUUUUACUCCGUGUUUUUUUUGUUUAGGAUCCUUUGUGUGCGGGAGUUGCUCUCCCAAGGAUCUUAUUUGUUUUGUGUUUUACUUUCGGGUGUUCCCCUUCCUUUGUCCUUCGGGACUUUGUGGCUAACGCUUCCGGUAGCGUUAGCUUUUCGUUCCCCUAUAUUCGUCGCUUCUGGUUCUCCAACACCCCCACACCGUUAUUAGCAGCAAUAACCGUAAUCGGUGCUUUCCAUAAUUUGAUAUCAGUCCUUUUUGCAUUGCUGUGGAGGAGUUUUAGCCCACUCUUCUUUGCCAAACUGCUUUAAUUCAGGCAAAUUGGGAUGAAAAGCUUGAUUUAGGUCCUGCCACAGCAUCUCUAUUAGGAUCAAGUCAGGACUUUGCCUAGCCCACUCCAAAAAUUUCAGCUUAUUUUCAGUCAAUCGGAUGUGGACUUGCUUUCGCGUUUUGGAUCAUUGUCUUGCUGCAUAACCCAGUUACGCUUUAGCUUCAGCUCAAGAAAAGAUGACCAGGCAUUCUCCUUAAUAUUUGUUUGAUUGCUGAUAUGAUGUUCUUACUGUGAAAUGCUGCAUUUGCUUUUCGCCAGACGUAUUGAGACCUGUGUUGUCCAAAGUUCUUUUGACUCAUUUGUCCAUUUCUAAGUUUAAAUUUGAAUAAAUUUGGAAAAUGUAUAACGUGAUUUUCACUGUCGUAAUGGGGUAUUUUGUGUGGAUUAAGGAAAAAUACAUUCAAUUUUUCCAAAGCCACUGUAUAUGAGUACGGUAUGUGUGCAUGUGUGUACAAUAUACAAUCAGGCUUAUUACAGACUGUUCAUGUAAAUCUAAAUGCGCAUACGAAGAACUGAAUUCUUCCUGAGGAUAUCAUUUGAAAAUCCCACCUACUAAGCAAGUCAAACUCUUGACAUCCCUACAAAUACUUUUUUUCCAUUUAGCCAACCAAAUUUAAUGAAACAAUUAAGCUAUCCAUAUCAUGACUACUAGUACUGGUAUGACAAAUGGGAAAAAAAAAAAACAGUACAAUAGUUCAAGAGAAUUUGCCUAACAUUGUUUAAACCGUGUUUAGACCAGCUUCACUGGUCAACCCUUGCGCUCACCAUGGUGACAGAAUUCCUGAUUUGCAUAAUACUUUUAUUUUUAAAAUGACAUGUAAAUGCACACAUUCAAUCAGUGGAUGUGGCUGUGGUUUCAAAGACUUCUCAUAACACCAGCGCAGCCAGCUAGCUUCUUAUCGGAGCAUUACACAAACGAGAACGCUGAUAGUAAUUUAAGCUUGCUUUCGUGCCCUGGGGCCUCAGCUUUUGAUAUUUAUGUGAGAAUCAACCUAGUAUUAAUAAUGAAAUAUUUCCACAUCAUAUAGAAAUAUGUGCUGCGGUGCAGCUGAUGCUGGAUACUCCGUAGCUUCACCAAUGAGAGACGUCCGUGUUCGGAGGUUGAGGGGGAGUGGAAGGGACGGAGGCCGAGGCAGGGGAUGACAGGGUUGACAGGGCCCUUGAUGACUCAGACUCCACUGCUGACCUGUGAAUUCUUGAUUAACUCGCAUUAAAAUCCGUAACUGCUUCAGGGUUAGCCCUUCCACUCCAGCGGGCCAAAUAAAUGAAAACCAGGUUGACUGCUGACGUUAGCCAGCUCUAUUCUGAGGGCUGCAGGCCUGAGCGGUUGUGCUCCCAUAUAAAGAGCCUAGUUGUGAAAAUGCUUGGGGUACGGAGAACAUCAAUCCACAAAAAGAAGUUAUAUUAACAGCACUACAAUGCAAGUGCCAGUUUGACAAUCUGCCAUAGAAAAUGCAUGGACACUGGUAGAUCGAGGGUUUAUUAGAACAUGAAUCUUAAUGGUUAGAAUAUUGUAUACAACAUUUAUGUAUUCCAUUUCAAUGCAGAGUGAACUAGAAUAGCGGAUUAAAACCUUUUGAAUACCCCCCCUCUCUCUCUGACAUCAUUCAUUAAAAAAAGA